Molecule: messenger RNA, 1724 nt
Organism: Eutrema salsugineum
Lineage: Eukaryota; Viridiplantae; Streptophyta; Magnoliopsida; Brassicales; Brassicaceae
Product: probable acyl-activating enzyme 21
Exons: 4
Coding region: 1-1644 (547 amino acids)
Source: RefSeq, a predicted model, not a curated record
AUGGAAGGAACAAUCCGGUGCUCGGCUAACUACGUCCCGCUUUCUCCGAUCAGCUUUCUCGACAGAGCCGCCGUAGUCUUCGGCGGCAGAACCUCCGUCGUGUAUGGUGAUCUUCAGUACACGUGGCACCAGACACGUGACCGUUGCAUCCGCCUCGCCUCUGCGCUCUCCACCAACCUCUGUCUCUCCCGCCACGACGUGGUGGCUGCUUUGGCGCCAAAUGUCCCGGCGUUAUGUGAGCUGCAUUUUGGAGCUCCGAUGGCUGGAGCAGUGCUUUGCGUGUUGAACACGCACUUCGACUCUCAAAUGCUUGCGUCUGCGCUCAAGAAAACGAAGCCAAAGGUCUUCUUCGUUGACUCUGAGUUUCUUUCCAUCGCUGAAGAAUCUCUCAAUCUCCUCACCACCGAGGAACAACCUCUCAUCAUCACAAUCACAGAAAAUCCAACGGAGAAAUCAAAACACAUACAGUACGAGGGUUUUCUCUUCUCAGGAAACCCUAAUUUCGAACCCGUACGACCUGUCGACGAAUGCGAUCCAAUCGCGCUCAAUUUCACAUCCGGAACCACAUCGACCCCAAAAUGCGUCGUCUAUAGCCACCGUGGCGCGUAUCUGAACGCAACAGCGGUUGGUGUUAUCAGCGAGAUGAAACCAAUGCCGGUUUAUCUCUGGACCGUUCCGAUGUACCAUUGCAGCGGGUGGUGCUCUGUUUGGGCAGUCGCGGCUUUUGGAGGAGUCAACGUUUGUCUUAGGGAAGUCAACGAUAGAGUUAUAUUUGAUAGUGUCGUGAAGCACAAGGUAACUCACUUUGGUGGCUCGCCUGCGCUUCUCAACCUGAUUGCCAAUGCACCUGACUUGGUCAAGAAAUAUUUCCCAUGGACCGUUCAGGUUAUGACCGGAGGAUCCUCACCACCUCCUGAGAUCAUUUUGAGACUCAAGAAACUUGGAUUCAACGUGUUGGCAGCUUACGGAUGCACGGAAGUGUAUGGAGCAGGAACGGCAUGUUUAUGGAUGCCUGAAUGGGAGACUCUGCCUGAGGAAGAGAGUUGGAGACUAAAGGCAAGACACGGCCUCAACCAUUUUGCCAUGGAGACCGUCGAUGUGGUGGACACAACCACUAUGAUCUCGGUUCCACACGACGGAAAGACGAUUGGGGAGAUUGUUCUCCGGGGAAACACCGUCAUGAGCGGUUACUUCAAGGACAAGGAAGCCACGGAGGCCGCUUUUCGAGGUGGAUGGUUCUGGAGUCGCGACAUGGGUGUAAUAGAUCCCGAUGGAUACAUACAUUUGAAAGAUAGGUCACAGGAUGUUAUAUCUUGCGGCGGAGAAAUUGUGGGGUCCACGGAGAUCGAAGGGCUUCUCUACAGUCACCCGGGGGUUUAUGAGGCGGCGGUGGUUGGACGGCCUGACGAAGCUUUAGGAGAGUCGGUGUGUGCUUUCGUGAAGCUCAAGGAAGGAGUUGAAGCGAAAGAGGAAGAGAUCAUUGAGUUCUGUGAGAGAAAUCUUGUGAACAAGAACAUUAAGAUGGUUCCAAAGACAGUAGUUUUCUCAGAUCUUCCUAAGACUUCUACUGGGAAGACUCAGAAGAAUGUUCUGAGAAAGAUGGCUAAGGAUAUGGGCUAUGUUCCAGCAAACGCUGUGGAUUAAUUAUAUCAUAUUAGUGAAAUGGUGAUAUAUCAACGCAACUACUAAAAAAAGUGAAAAGUACUAUUUGUAAACAACUUGUA